AUGUCGUCAUCCUUGGGGCAACUGUUCCGAAUUGGUACCUUGGCAUGCACUGACUGGACAACUGAGGAGCCGAUGGCACCGUGUUGUUUUAUACAGCUGAACAAUAUCUUUACCCGAGAUAGAGUCCAAGUUCCCGUGCAUCAAGUGUCAGAAGAUAGCAGACAGGAUGAACUUCAUGGGCGUCGCAAGAAUUCGCUCAUGCUAGUGAAAAAGAUCAAGAAUGAAUCUGACGCCUACCGUAUUGCAAAAUCUGUUUGGUAUAAGCUCAUAAACAAAGAAUCAAGUGUUAAUAGAUAUUUGGAGUCUAUUAAAAAGUAUGGCUUUGAUCACAUCAUCAUCAUCAGGGAAUAUGAAAAUGGAUUACUUUUUCUUGAUUAUUAUGUUAUCUUCGAUGAUUGGGAGGUUAGCAGUGAGAACUGCGAAAUAUUGUUAGUAAUUACUUGUUUUUCUCAAUAA
Messenger RNA from Ambispora leptoticha, 456 nucleotides. The record is from the annotation of a GenBank genome assembly. Lineage: Eukaryota; Fungi; Glomeromycota; Glomeromycetes; Archaeosporales; Ambisporaceae.